AUGGACCACAAUACAACCGACACUAAGCCGUAUCCUCGGUACUGGCUCAUCACAGCGGCACGGACUGCCUCGAAUAUGCUCGUCACGAUGCUCAACCUGGAGGAGCAGAAUGUCGCUCUCCUGCGUCAUGGCGGCUACUUCUUCUUCCCGUCCGUUUUCAAGCGGUUCCCUCUCCUCUUUGGCAAAGGUCCCAUCGAUUUAUGGACGGAUCAAGAGAGGGCAGAAGUGGACGCGCUCUCACAAGAGAUCUUUGACAGGAUUCAAGACCAUAUAGAGGCUAGCGAGAAGAGCGGCAAGACCAUAUUCGUCAAGGAACACGCGCUUUUCAUGAACGAUCCGAGAAUCGAAUCGGACUUUCUGCACAGGAACUCAGCGAGCAGGAGCAAGAGCAAUGGCGACAAGAGUGCCCAGACAAGCCGCCACGAAGACCUCAGUGUCCUGUCCUGGCGCGGCAGUUCGCAUGGCACUCGUUCGAAGCAUAACCUGACCGUGUUCCCGGACGAGUUUCUCCACACAAUCACGCCCACAUUCCUCAUCCGCCACCCGGCCAUGAUGAUUCCAUCAUACUACCGCACUGCCCUAGACCAGGUCAAGCUGGGCACCAUCGUCAGGCCUGACUCGAUGGCUGGCGGGCCCUCGGAGAUCGAGGCUUCGAUACACUGGAACCGAGCCCUGUACGAUUUCUACACGGAGUAUUUCGCCGCGAUCGGGCAUGAGCCACCCAUGGUCCUCGAUGCAGACGACAUCAUGAUCUCAGGAAAUACACUUGUGCCGCAGUACGCCAGCCUGGUUGGCCUUGAUCCAAGCAAGAUUCGCCUCAACUGGGAAAAAGGCGCAGUCGAUGAUGGCAAGCUCGCCCCUAUAGAGAGGCGUAUGCUGAGCACCUUGCUAGAGACUUCUGGUGUGGACAGGUCCAAAAUCGCCGGAGAGAAUAUUGACAUUGACGCCGAGGCCGCCAAGUGGAGGGAGGAGUUUGGUGAGGACGGUGGCAAGCGGCUUGAGCAAUGGGUGCGCGCCGCAAUGCCACACUACGAGCACAUGCGAGCCGGGCGGAUGCGCCCGGGUGGUGUUUGA
This is a messenger RNA of Microdochium trichocladiopsis, 1074 nucleotides long. RefSeq lists its product as uncharacterized. The record is from RefSeq and is a predicted model, not a curated record. Lineage: Eukaryota; Fungi; Ascomycota; Sordariomycetes; Xylariales; Microdochiaceae. The coding region runs from base 1 to 1074 and encodes 357 amino acids. The transcript has a single exon.